AUGACGAGAGUAGUCCGACCAAUGAGAGCCUCUGACAUACAGCGAUUUGGUGACUGGAUCUCGCAUGAUGACUGGGCAGAAGUUCUUACUGAUGACAACGCCCAGUUUGCCUGUGAUACCUUCUACGAGCGAGUAACAUCCCACACGAACAGAUGCUUUCCAUCGAAGAAAGUUAAGAUCCACGUUCGUGACAAACCUUGGGUAACACCUUACCUGAAAUCACUUAUAAAGAAAAGACAGGAUGCAUUUGCACAAGGCAAUAAUGCCCAGUGGAGAAUACUUCGAAAUCAAGUCCAGAAGGAAAAGCAGAAGCUGAAGGCUAACUUCUACUUAGGAAGAGUAAAGCAACUGAAAGAUGAGAACCCUGCCAGUUGGUACAGACAUCUCAAAAUACUGACUGGUAACAGGAGUCCACCGCUGGAAAUAGUUGAUGGUUCCUGUGAUGCUGCGUCAGAAGAUUUGGAUGCACAGAUAGCAGAGGACAUCAAAACUUUCUUUGCGGAUGUGAACGCGGAUAUCCCGCCUCUUGACCAACAUGAUUUGCCUGCAUAUCUUCCUUCACCAGAUGCUACUAAACAAGUAACUGUUUGGCAGGUAUACAAUGAGUUGAAGCAGAUCAAACCUGGCAAAUCCGGUGGUUCUGAUGGGAUACCAGCUCGACUCAUCCGAGAGUUCGCCAUCUUUCUUGCCACCCCAUUGUGUCACAUCCUAAAUAUGUCAUACGCGACAUGUAGUGUACCAUCUUGUUGGAAGAAAGCCAUUCUUGUUCCAAUACCCAAGGAGCCUCCACCAGUGACAGUUGAUAAAUUACGCCCAAUAUCCUUGACGGACCAUUUCGCAAAGAUCGCAGAACUUUUUAUCGCCAAGCAGGUCAUCCACGAUAUUUCUGCAUAG
Messenger RNA from Strongylocentrotus purpuratus (purple sea urchin), 894 nucleotides. RefSeq lists its product as uncharacterized. The transcript has a single exon. The coding region runs from base 1 to 894 and encodes 297 amino acids. Lineage: Eukaryota; Metazoa; Echinodermata; Echinoidea; Camarodonta; Strongylocentrotidae. The record is from RefSeq and is a predicted model, not a curated record.